Messenger RNA from Micropterus dolomieu (smallmouth bass), 1836 nucleotides. RefSeq names its product betaine--homocysteine S-methyltransferase 1-like. Gene Ontology annotation, molecular function: betaine-homocysteine S-methyltransferase activity; zinc ion binding. The record is from RefSeq and is a predicted model, not a curated record. The coding region runs from base 199 to 1491 and encodes 430 amino acids. NCBI's taxonomy places the organism in Eukaryota, Metazoa, Chordata, Actinopteri, Centrarchiformes, Centrarchidae. The transcript has 9 exons.
CCAGAUGAUAGGCCACGCUGACCCCCACACAUCCACCACCAAUGACGACAGUUUCUGCAGUGUCCUUCCACCUCUUCCCCAAAACUGAGGAUGCAGCACUGAAGAAAGAAAAGGAAGAGGACGAAUUACAGAAACUAUGUAGGAGGCGGUUGGUUCUUACAGUGACAUCAGGAGCACCGCACCCCUCCUGGAUUAUAAAUGCAGCAUGGAUCCCUGCGCAAACUCCUUUCCAAACUCAGAGGGACGCUGCAGCUGAGAAGAGUGGUGGUCGCUGCUGUAAUUUUCAUCAUGGCACCAGCUGGGGCAAAGAAGAGCAUUUUGGAGCGUCUGGAUGCAGGAGAGAUCGUUAUCGGGGACGGAGGUUUUGUUUUCGCCCUUGAGAAGAGAGGUUAUGUCAAAGCAGGACCGUGGACACCUGAGGCUGCCGCCGAGCACCCUGAAGCGGUGCGGCAGCUGCACAGGGAGUUCCUGAGAGCUGGCUCCAAUGUCAUGCAGACAUUCACUUUCUACGCAAGCGAUGAUAAACUGGAGAACAGGGGCCACACUCAGCGCUUCACUGGGCAGCAAAUAAACGAGGCAGCUUGUGACCUGGCCAGGGAGGUGGCCAAUGAGGGUGAUGCUCUGGUGGCAGGAGGAGUCUCUCAGACCCCUUCUUACCUCAGCUGCAAGAGUGAGGAUGAUGUCAAGGCCAUCUUCAAGAAGCAGAUUGAUGUCUUUGUCACGAAAGAUGUGGACUUCUUGAUUGCAGAGUACUUUGAGCAUGUGGAGGAGGCCGAGUGGGCAGUCCAGGUUUUGAAGACCACAGGCAAGCCUGUUGCUGCAACUCUGUGUAUUGGACCUGAAGGAGAUCUGAAUGGAGUCAGCCCUGGAGACUGUGCUGUCAGACUCAUCAAAGCUGGAGCUCAUAUUGUGGGCGUUAACUGCCACUUUGACCCGGAGACCUGUGUGAAGACGGUGAAAUUGAUGAAGGAGGGAGUGGAGAAAGCCGGACUGAAGGCUCACUACAUGAGUCAGCCGCUGGCCUACCACACUCCUGACUGCAACUGUCAGGGCUUCAUUGAUCUGCCCGAGUUCCCCUUCGGUCUGGAGCCGAGGGUCCUGACCAGAUGGGACAUGCACAAAUAUGCCCGGGAAGCGUACAACGCUGGCAUCCGUUACAUCGGAGGCUGCUGUGGAUUUGAACCCUACCACAUUCGUGCCGUGGCGGAGGAGCUGGCUCCUGAGAGGGGUUUCCUGCCUGCUGGCUCAGAGAAGCAUGGCAACUGGGGCAGUGGCCUGGAGAUGCACACGAAGCCUUGGGUCAGAGCUAGGGCCCGUCGUGACUACUGGGAGAAACUGAAGCCUGCGUCAGGCCGUCCCUUCUGCCCCUCGAUGACCAAACCCGAUAGCUGGGGUGUCACAAAAGGCCACGCUGACCUGAUGCAGCAGAAGGAGGCCACCUCCCAGGAGCAGCUGAAGGCUCUCUUUGAGAAGGCCAACAAAGGCCAGUGAGCUACCCAUCUGUUUGUAGAAGCCAAGAGAUGCUCCACACAGUCCCUUUUUAAGUUUACAUAUCAAACGAUCGAAAUGCUGAAGUUCUCUGUGCCUUGAGACCAUUUUUAGUGUGUGGAAGACCGGUAUCUCAUGCCCUCUUCAAUGUAGCUUUCCAGCCUUAACCAACAAUGAGUGCCUGUUGAAGUAAAGUUAGAUUUUCAUAAGUCCAUAAGUCUUGUAAAAUUACUGUGACAACAAAACUCAAUUUAGCAGCCCACAUGACUUUUACACUGCUGAAGCAGCUAAUGUUGUCUUGGAAAAGAAUUAAAAGAUGUGUAUCAAUAAACUUCUAACAUAACAUAA